Molecule: messenger RNA, 2931 nt
Organism: Xenopus laevis (African clawed frog)
Lineage: Eukaryota; Metazoa; Chordata; Amphibia; Anura; Pipidae
Exons: 2
Coding region: 1-2391 (796 amino acids)
Source: RefSeq, a predicted model, not a curated record
AUGCCUACCAUUUGGGUUGGCGACGUCUCCAAGAGUUUUCACGAAGAUUCUACAGUCGUUAAUAGCAGAAAUCAGAAAGAAGGGAAUUUUAAUAUAUCAUUACUUGGACGACAUUAUGUUGAGAGCGAAGGAUGCAAAGACCUUGCAACUUCAGAGAAAUUUAGUGAUGAAAAUUCUUCAGAAUCAUGGUUGGAGACUGAAUAUGGAGAAGAGUCAGCUUACACCCACACAGGAUCUGGUAUAUUUAGGAGCAAGGUUCUUGACGAAGCAGGUGUUAGUGACUUUACCGCAGGACAAAAUGAUCAAGAUAAACAGCGUGAUGACACAGUUUCUUCAGAAGACAAGUUGGUCAGCCAGGAAGAUAGCCAGUGUUUUGGGACUUUUGAAUUCAACAAUUCCAAUGGUCAAAUGGGCAAGGUGGCAUAUCAGACCAUUGCAACAAAACUUUAUUCGACAAUGGAAACGGUCGAAUCAGUUGUGGAAUCAGAGAGUAGUGAUUUCGGAUCAGGUCAGGGAAGACAUGAAAUGGUGGCUGUUAAAAGAAAAUUUGGCCACAGGGAAAUCCCUGGACGAAGUUCGUUGGACAGUAUUGACAACAGACUCAAGCCCUUGGGGCUGGGGAGCACAUCUGAAUCAGACAUUUGUUCAGGGCAGAUGGAAGACAGAAGAACAACACAUGUCAGCCAACGUCUUGGAAUUAAGAGCGGUUUGGAAGGCAAUUCAAGAGUUAGAGCAUCAAUUGAAGGGAACUGCCUUAAUGAUAAGAAUGGACAAUCUAGCGGCAGUGAUGUAUAUAAAGAAGCAAGGAGGUACGAGAAGUCUAAGCCUACUGGGGGAAUUAAGCCCCAUUAUGAGGUGGGCAGAGAGAUAUCUGCAAGAUUUGUCAGCAUUGCAUAUCCCAGGAAGACACAAUCAAAUAGCAGAUUUUCUAAGUCGCACGACAGUCAACAAGCACGAAUGGGAAUUAAACCAAGAGAUAUUCCUACAAAUAACAAAAAGAUGGGGUCAGCCAAUAAUAGACCUAAUGGCAACGAGAGUGAAUCGGAAGGUGAAACAGUUUUAUGUCAGAACACAGUGUUACCAAGCAAUGGGGACAGAUGCUCUUUCACAGGAUUGGAGCCAAGGUCUAUUGUACAUAUUUCCUCCAUACCCAUUAAUCGCGAGGGUGCUCAGGAAGAUAAAGAGGGACAAAGCCGAGGUGAUAGCAAUUCUUCCAGAUUGGCCCAGGAGGGUAUGGUAUCCCUUAUUGAUUGCAAUGUCAAUAGACAAUCCAUGGGCGCUUCCGAACAGAAGGGAUCUUCUCCUACAAGGACCAAUAAUGCAUCCAUGUCCGCAGGAAUUAUCAUUGAAGGCUUGGAGGUUGAGAGGAAUAGACUAAGGAAAGAGGGAUUUUCAAAUGCAGUCAUUGAUAUGAUGUUAGCAUCUAGAAAACCUUCUACAAAUAAUACUUACCGGAGGGUAUGGAAAGUAUUUUUACCAUGGUUACUUGAGAAAGGAGUUACUCCUGAGCAAGUAACAGUGUCUCAUGUAUUAGACUUUCUCCAGGCUGGUUUUGACAAAAACUUAAGUGUCAGAACUUUAAGGUUGCAAACAUCAGCUAUAUCAGUAUUAACGGGGAAACAAUGGGCAAGAGAUCAAAAGGUAAUAAAAUUCUUGACAGGAGUGUUGCAUUUAAGACCUCCAAUUAAGAAGCUGUCGGCAACUUGGAGUUUACCUUUGGUGUUAAAAGGAUUAACGAAGGAGCCAUUUGAACCGUUGGACACAGUUUCAGAGAUGUUGUUAACCUUAAAAACAACAUUAUUAAUCGCAAUCACGUCGGCAAGGAGAGUAAGCAAUUUACAAGCUCUAUCAGCAGAGGAGCCAUUUACGAUAGUUCAAUCAGACAAAGUGGUGUUAAGAACAAUGCCGGAAUUUUUACCAAAGGUGGUGAAGGAUAGUCAUCUAAACAGUGAGAUUAUUUUACCAUCAUUUUUUCCGGAGCCAGUUUCAGAUCAAGAGAAAAAGUGGCAUAAUUUGGACAUAGUAAGGUGUCUAUCUAUCUAUUUAAAAAGAGCAAAGUCUUGGAGGAAGACGAAUAAGUUGUUGAUUAUUCCGUCUGGAAACAGGAAAGGCCAAGCAGCAUCCACUACUACGAUUAGUAGGUGGAUAGUGAAUUGCAUUAAGGCAGUUUAUCAAGAAGCGGGAGUUCGUUUUCCUAAAGGGGUAAAGGCACACUCUACUAGGGCAGUUAGUGCUUCAUGGGCAUUUCAGGCAGAAGUGUCGAUGGAAAAAGUAUGCAAAGCAGCAUCCUGGAGUUCUGCAAAUACUUUUUUGAAGCACUACCAUUUGGAUGUGCGAUCUACUCAAGAAGCUAAUGUUGCUUUAAGCAUUUUGGGAUCAGUAUGUGAAUAAAAUUUUUUUUUUGGAUUCGAAACAGUCUGAAGAGUUAAUGUUUAUCCCUCCCUUAAAAAUUGCUCAAGUAUAUCACCCUUGGUGUGAAGGCUGCCAUAGUGACCAGGGAAAAGAGAAAAUUUAAAUUUAUACUUACCGGAAUUUUCUUUUCCUGGUUACUAUGGGCAGCAUUCACACUAACCCCCCCCUAGAGACAUGCUCGGACAAAAAAGACAAGAGUAUGAGGGGAGUAGGGAGUGUAUAUGGGAUGAAGGUAGGUAUUUUGGGAGGAGUUUUAGUUAUCCUGUCCUAUCGGCUGGAGAGGUGGGGAAUACCCUUGGUGUGAAUGCUGCCCAUAGUAACCAGGAAAAGAAAAUUCCGGUAAGUAUGAAUUUAAAUUUUCUCUUAUACCGAAGCCGGAAAAACGGCUUGUAAAAUAAACCUUCUUGUUAUAAUAGGCUAGGAAAUGCAAAUUAGCUAAAUGAUUAGCCUAAAGCUGGCCAUAGACGCAAAGAUCUGAUCUAUACGAUUUUCGGAACGUGUGUGGAGAGUCCUGACAUU